This is a messenger RNA of Epinephelus fuscoguttatus (brown-marbled grouper), 997 nucleotides long. RefSeq names its product neurotensin (gene nts). Gene Ontology annotation, cellular component: extracellular region. The transcript is spliced from 5 exons. Lineage: Eukaryota; Metazoa; Chordata; Actinopteri; Perciformes; Serranidae. The record is from RefSeq and is a predicted model, not a curated record. Bases 254 to 724 code for a protein of 156 amino acids. Gene Ontology annotation, molecular function: neuropeptide hormone activity.
UCCAUUGGCUCCCAGUAUGUUUCAGAAGAGAUUUUAAGAUUGUACUGAUUAGUUUUAAGGCUCUUCAUGGUCUCUCUCCCAGCUAUAACGGUGACCUCUUAUAUCGUACACCUCCUGACGUACUUUGAGGUCCUCGGGCUGCAGAGGUCUUUUGUCUGCUCCAGAGGUUGAAAACUAACGGGGACUUCAGGAAAUCAGGUCGGCCAAGUGAAUUCUUCAGUCUUGGAUCCUUUGUGUUGUGUUGGUAAUCAAGAUGCAGGCACAGGUGGCGUGGUUGCUUCUCCUCUGUUUCACAUGUGGUGGACUUUGUACAGACGUUGACCUGGACCAGCGAGCUCUGGAGGAGGAGCUACUCAGCAGUCUCUUCACUUCUAAGAUGAAACAGAAUAAGCAGAGUGCCCCCUACUGGCGCGUGUCGCUGGCCAACCUGUGCAGGAUGGUGAGCAGCCUGCGGCAGGAGGCGUGGAGCGGCGAGGAGGAGGAAGAGGGCAGCGAGCUGACGGAGGGAGGCCUCCAGCUGCUGGAGGAGCUGUACAACCUGCAACUCAUCUGUCGAGCACUGCAGAGCCGGGAGGAGAGGCUACUCCACGACUCUCAAGAAUAUUUAGAGGAGAACGGCGGCACUCCGCUCAAACGAAAAUCACCCUACAUCCUGAAGAGGCAAGCGUCGCACACCACCAAGUCCCGGAGGCCGUACAUCUUAAAACGAAGUACAAUUUACUGACAACCAUCCCGGAGGCCGAAGUCACGUUUCAGGGGACCAGACACUUCCUGUGAAGAUGUGAUUGUGUUUUUUUCUCUCUUCCUGUAGCUGCGAUGUCUUUUUUUUCUUUUCCCGUUGUUGUUUUCAUCCCGUCAGACCCUUGGAUUGUGUGUCCAGCAUUGAGGCCUGCCUGUAUUCUGCUCCUUUCAAAGUCAAGGUCCUGAAAAUAAAAUCCUGAGCAUCAACCAAAUUGUGUAUCUCUGAGAAACUAUAUUUAUUUACUCGAUUUCUUCA